This is a messenger RNA of Lepidothrix coronata (blue-crowned manakin), 2705 nucleotides long. RefSeq names its product glucose-6-phosphate isomerase (gene GPI). Gene Ontology annotation, biological process: glucose 6-phosphate metabolic process; gluconeogenesis; glycolytic process. Lineage: Eukaryota; Metazoa; Chordata; Aves; Passeriformes; Pipridae. Gene Ontology annotation, cellular component: cytosol. Gene Ontology annotation, molecular function: monosaccharide binding; glucose-6-phosphate isomerase activity; carbohydrate derivative binding. The transcript is spliced from 18 exons. Bases 132 to 1793 code for a protein of 553 amino acids. The record is from RefSeq and is a predicted model, not a curated record.
CGGGCCGGGCGGGGCCGGGCGGGGCGGGGCGGCCGCAGGAGGCCGAUCAGCCGCUAUAAGAGCGGAAGCGGCGGCGGCAGCUCCGCUCCCUGUGCUCGGCCAGCCAGCCCUGCCCGGCCCAUCCCGCCGACAUGGCGCUGUCCGCAGACCCCCAGUUCAAGAAGCUGCUGGAGUGGCACAAGGCGAACGCCUCCAAGCUGGUCCUGCGGCAGCUCUUCGAGGCCGAUAAGGAUCGCUUCCAGAAAUUCAGCUUGACUCUGAACACUGACCAUGGGGAUAUCUUACUGGAUUACUCCAAGAACCUCGUUACAGAAGACGUGAUGAAAAUGCUGGUGGAGCUGGCCAAGUCAAGGGGUGUGGAAGGUGCCAGAGAGCGCAUGUUCAGCGGGGAGAAGAUCAACUUCACUGAGAACCGAGCUGUGCUUCACAUUGCUCUGAGGAAUCGCUCCAACAGGCCAAUACUUGUGGAUGGGAAGGAUGUUGUUCCAGAAGUAAACAAAGUGUUGGACAAGAUGAAACACUUCUGCCAGAGAGUCCGCAGUGGGGAAUGGAAAGGCUACUCUGGGAAGACAAUCACUGACGUGGUCAACGUUGGCAUCGGUGGCUCUGACUUGGGUCCUCUGAUGGUAACUGAAGCCCUGAAACCCUAUUCCAAGGGAGGCCCUCGUGUCUGGUUUGUAUCCAACAUUGAUGGGACUCAUAUAGCCAAAACCCUGGCUGAGCUCAAACCAGACACCACUCUCUUCAUCAUUGCAUCAAAGACUUUCACCACCCAAGAGACCAUCACCAAUGCAGAGACAGCCAAAGAGUGGUUCCUGCGAGCUGCUAACGAUCCUUCAGCUGUGGCCAAGCAUUUUGUUGCCUUGUCUACCAAUGCUCCUAAAGUUAAAGACUUUGGAAUUGACCCAGAGAACAUGUUUGAGUUUUGGGAUUGGGUUGGUGGCCGCUACUCUCUGUGGUCUGCCAUUGGUCUCUCCAUCGCCCUGCAUAUUGGUUUUGACAACUUUGAGAAUCUGCUUGCAGGAGCCCACUGGAUGGAUAAUCACUUCCACACUGCCCCCCUGGAGAAGAACGCGCCUGUUCUGUUGGCCAUGCUGGGGGUGUGGUACAUCAACUGCUACGGCUGCGAGACCCACGCCCUGCUGCCCUACGACCAGUACAUGCACCGCUUCGCUGCCUACUUCCAGCAGGGUGACAUGGAGUCUAAUGGCAAGUACAUCACCAAGAAGGGCUCUCGUGUGGACUACAACACUGGCCCCAUAGUGUGGGGGGAGCCUGGCACCAAUGGGCAGCAUGCUUUUUACCAGCUCAUCCACCAAGGAACUCGCAUGAUUCCCUGUGAUUUUCUGAUCCCAGUCCAGACUCAGCACCCCAUCAGGAAUGGCUUGCAUCACAAGAUCCUGCUGGCCAACUUCCUCGCUCAGACGGAGGCCUUGAUGAAAGGGAAGACUGCGGAGGAGGCUCGGAAGGAGCUGCAGGGGGCCGGGCUGAGCGGGGAGGCUCUGGAGAAGCUCCUACCCCACAAGGUCUUUGAGGGAAAUCGACCAACCAAUUCCAUCAUGUUUACAAAACUCAACCCGUUCACUCUGGGAGCCAUCAUUGCCAUGUAUGAGCACAAGAUAUUUGUUCAAGGAGUUGUCUGGGAUAUUAACAGUUAUGACCAGUGGGGAGUUGAGCUUGGAAAACAACUUGCCAAGAAAAUUGAGCCUGAACUGGAGUCAGAUGCUCCAGUGACAUCUCAUGAUAGCUCAACAAAUGGGCUCAUCAACUUCAUCAAGAAACACAGAGCCUGAAAGGAAAUACUUGGAGGACAUCGCCAAUCUCACCACGGAAUACCCAAAUCUGUUGUAGUUGUGCUUUUUUAGCCACUUCCAACAAAAAUAGCACUUUACAGAUGUAGCUUCUUCACUUGUUGCAGUUAAUCUUGUUGCGUCAAGUGUUACAAAUGGAAACUAGUUUUGUGAAACCCUGAGAUUGUCUAGUUGCUUUCUAUUUUUGUGGCUGUUAAUCUGUAAAGUGCAGCUGGUAUAUUCAAUUCUUGCCCCUCAAGUUCCUUAAAGAUGAUCACCUACUGAUAUUAGAAAAUAAAAGGUAUGAUGGAUGAGUAAAACUUCUUCACUCUUUAUCCUUAAAGUGCAGCCCUAGUAACAUUUGCCUCCCUCACUGUGUAAGGUUCUCUGAAGCCAAGUAAACUAACUUCUCUCUCUUUGGACUGGUUCUGCUGUAAGCUGGAAACUAGAAUGUGUUCAAACAAUCAAAUCUACAGCUGUAGGUUGUUCAGGUUACACAUUUCAUGCAUUUGAGCAAGAUAGAGAUUGAUUUUUUUUUUCCGAAAGCUACUGUGAAAACGAAAGUUUACUGAUGUUUGGUAGAAGUGUUCAUGUUUUGUCUGUAACCUAUGUGGACAGCUAUCCAAAAAAGAAGAAAACUGGAGCAACUGAUACCAGUUUUCCAGAGUUUGUGAAGCAAAAGGUUGUGAUCACUUGUGGAAGAAAUGUAUUUUUGGUAUCCUAGAGGGGCAAUUUCACAUUCUUAAAUCACCAUCACUGUCCAACAACAACAAAAAAUAGAGAAACCUGUUUGUCAACGAGUUGUUUAUCCUCUUUUGUCCUCUACUACUGUUAACCCCUCUUUGCUAGUGGACUGGCAUGCUCUGGCUAUUGUUCUGUAACACCUUUAAUAAAGGUAAGACACAAGCAUUGAAA